CUACCUGUUCAUAGACAGGAUGGUGUUAUUUACUACAACUCCUGUGAGAAGUUCCUAUGCUUUUCCCGUGCCCAAUGCUGUCGAGUCAAUUCCGACUCACAGCAACUCCAUAGGACAGAGUAGAACUGCCCCAUAGAGUUUCCAAGGAGCGGCUGGUGAAUUAGAACUGCUAACCUUUUGGUUAGCAGCCAAGCUCUUAGCCACUGCGCCACCAAGGUCCUCUCCUAUGCCUUUAGAACACUUAAGUUAGAGUGAUUUGAGUUCCUAGAAAAUUCAUUAAGGGAUUCUUUUAAAUAGACAGCUUGUUUACUAUACGUGAGCCCAUUUUGAAAGAAUGACUCAAGUUUGUUAUAUAGAAAACUUGAGGACUAACUUUUGGGGCUAUCACAGAACCGAUGUGGUCUUCAUAGACGUGGAGUUAAGUGAUGAGAUCAGAAUGGGAAUUGUUGCCUGGCUAACAAUUGUUUCCUUCUGACUUGAUUUCUUUUAUGUGGUAGUCGUAAUUUUGUGUCUCCGGGGUUGGAAUAGAAAUAAUAUAUCUGUAAGAAUACUUGGAUUUUAAUUGCACAAAGUGAUAAUUACAUAUUCUAUCUAGCAGUUUCUGCAGACUCGAAGUCACUCAGUCAUCUAAUCAUUUAUUUAAGUUAUUUAAUGUAUUGUCACUUUAGUCUUCAAGUUAAUUUUAAACUAUAAAAGUUGAGGAAUGGCUGGUUGAGAUAUGUGUUAAACUUGUCUGCUACAUUUUCCCAGAAAACGGUGAUUAAAGUUGUUUCCGGGUGGGGCCUUCUAGCUCUGGCGGUAGCGAUUGGGUCUGUACAGUUCUGGUGCAGUGACAGUGAUAAAGUUUUUGUACCAUAAGGGGUAAGAGAUUGUGUUUCUAAGAAUACGAUCUAUUAUUAACCCUAAACGAAAACCCGUUCCCGUCAAGUCAAUUCUGACCAAUUGCGACCCUAGAGGACAGAGUAGAGCUGCCCCAUAGGGUUUCCAAGGAGCACCUGGUGAAUUUGAACUGCCGACCUUUUGGUCAGCAGCCGAACUCUCAACCAGUAUGCCACUAGGGUUUCCUUAUUAACCCUGGUCUUUAAAAACUGGCAAUUUAUUUAUUUAUUUUUGCUUAUAGGUUUUAGAUAGGGACUUUUUCUAAUGCCAGUUAAUAUAAUGUCUUAUAUUUUGCAGUCUGCAUAUACCUCACAGCUUGCUUUGUGCCAUAUGGAUAUUUAAUGUGCUAUAAGUGUACUUGUUUUAUAGGAAAAGACUUAAAAUGGCUAGAAAAUGUCCAUUUAAUAAAUCUCAACGUAACACCGCUUUCAAGCAUCUGGAUACACUCAAAUCAAAUUAAUUAGGAAAUUAGAUUUCAGUUAAUAUAUAUUUUAACUUAAUAUAGGACUCUCUUUUGGUUACCAAGGUGUAUUUUGCUUUGAAAACAGUUAAGAUUCAUUUCUUAAAUUUAUAGAACACAAUUUCUAUAACUUAGUAACCUAUUGAACUUCAUUUUUAGAUUAUCACUUUUUGGUCUUGAACAAGUCACUUAACCUCUCAGAUGAUUGGCCUCUUCAUCUGUAAAAUAUAAUCCGUGUUUUCUUUGUGUCUAUUCUUUUUGGAUCGAACAGCUUAUCAAAUCAUUUGUAGGAACUGUUAAUUUAAUCAUAGUGGUUAGGGUUUCUCUCCUGUACUGGAGAUGCUUUGUUACUGCUCUUUGUAGCAUGAACAGUCUUGACUUAAUUCCACUUCCGUUUUCUCCCCAGGUGAUACUUUAUUGUCUUUUAACAUUUGUUCCUUUUUGACUACUGAAUUUGAUUACUGAAACCUACUUACAGUGAAUGAUAUUCUAACUGGUUUUCCCCACAUUUUUAAUUUUGAAAAAUUUUAAGCCUACAGAAAAAUCAAAAUAAUAGUACAAUGACUAAUCCAUGUACCCUUUCUCUCGAUUCACCAAUGGUUAACACUUUGCCACAUUUUCUUUAUUUAUUAUAUACUAUUCACUGAACUAUUUGAAAGUAAGUUACAGGCAUCACAAUACUUCGUCCUUAAAUUCUUCAGGAUUCAUGUCCUAAGAACGAGGAUGUUCCUCUCCAGAUACAUAAUACCAUUAUCACAUCCCCAAAAUCUAGCAUUGAUAAAAUACUCUUAGCGGUUACAUAAUCCAUAUUCAGAUUUCUUAUUUGUCACAAUAUGUCCUUCAUAGCUGUUCCCAUGCCUACCUACCACCAAUUCAGGAUCCAGUCAAGGAUCACACAAAAUUUAGUCGUUAUGUAAACUAAAUACUUUCGUUAAAGACCCUUCUAAAAAGAUGAUGUAACUAACCUAGCCGAGGAACGAAAAUCCCUCACUAAUCUGGUACAACGGUAUCUCCUUAUAUAAACUCUCUGUUCUAAUACUAGCUUCCUCUGUGUGGCAGCGCAGAAUGAUGGAUCAAGCCAGAUCAGCAAUCUCCAACUUGUUCGGUGGCGAAUCAUUGUCGUAUACCCGGUUUAGUCUGGCUCGGCAAGUAGAUGGUGAUAACAGUCACGUGGAGAUGAAGCUAGCCGCGGAUGAAGAAGAAAAUGCCGACAACAACCUGGGGAGUCACCCUGCCAGUGUCACAAAACCAAGGAGGUUUAAUAGCAGUAUCUGCUACGCCGCUAUUGCUGUAAUCAUCUUCUUCUUGAUGGGAUUUAUGAUUGGCUACUUGGGCUAUUGUAAGCGUGCAGAAGCAAAAGCUGGGUGCAGGGGACCACAGGAAACAAUGUCGACAGAGACAGAGGAUACAGAAACUUCCGAGGCAGAUGAAGUCCCUGAAACACCUUCUCACUUAUUUUGGGGAGACCUCAAAAAUAUUUUCUCACAGAAACUGAAUACCGUGGACUUCAGCAGCAUCAAGCGGCUGAGUGAAAAUCCCUAUAUCCCUCGUGAGGCUGGAUCUCAAAAAGAUGAAAACCUUGCAUUUUUUAUUGAAAAUCAAUUCCGUGAAUUUCAACUCAGUAAAGUCUGGCGUGACGAACAUUAUAUUAAGACUCAAGUCAAAGGGAGCAGUGCUCAAAACUCAGUGAGCAUAGUACCUGUGAACGGGACCACUGUAUCUGUGGUGGAGCGUCCUCAAGGUUAUGUGGCAUAUAGUAAAACUGCAACAGUUACCGGUAAACUGGUCCAUGCUAAUUUUGGCACUAAAGCAGACUUUGAGAGUUUAAACAAUUUAAACUCUCCAGUGGAUGGAUCUUUAGUGAUUGUUAGAGCAGGGAAAAUCACUUUUGCUGAAAAGGUUGCAAAUGCUGAAAACUUCAAUGCAACUGGUGUCUUGAUAUACAUGGACUAUGCUGACUUCCCCAUUGUCGAGGCAGAGCUUCCAGUCUUUGGACAUGCUCAUCUGGGUACAGGUGAUCCUUAUACGCCUGGAUUCCCCUCCUUCAAUCACACUCAGUUUCCACCAUCUCGGUCUUCAGGAUUGCCUAACAUACCUGUACAAACAAUUUCCAGAUCUGCUGCAGAACAGCUGUUUGAUCCUAAAAAUAUGGAACAAGAUUGUCCUCCUACUUGGAAAGCAGACCCGUCAUGUAAAAUGCAGUCCUUACAAGGAAGAAACGUGAAGCUCACCGUGAACAAUGUGCUGAAAGAGACAAGAAUUUUGAACGUCUUUGGAGUUAUCAAAGGCUUUGAGGAACCAGAUCGCUAUGUUGUAGUAGGGGCCCAGAGGGAUGCCUGGGGUACCGGAGCUGCAAAAUCCAGCGUAGGAACAGCUCUUCUGUUAGAACUUGCGCGGAUAUUCUCAGAUAUGGUCUUAAAAGAUGGGUUUAAACCCAGCAGAAGCAUUGUGUUUGCCAGCUGGAGUGCUGGAGAGUUUGGAGCUGUUGGUGCCACUGAAUGGCUAGAGGGGUACCUUUCCACCUUGCAUUUGAAAGCGUUCACGUACAUUAAUCUGGAUAAAGCUGUUCUUGGUACCAAAAACUUCAAGGUUUCUGCCAGUCCACUGUUGUAUUUGCUUAUUGAGAAAACUAUGCAAGAUGUAAGACAUCCAGUUACUGGGCUGUCUCUAUAUCGAGACAGCAACUGGGCCAACAAAGCUGAGAAACUCUCUAUCGACAAUGCUGCUUUCCCUUUCCUUGCAUAUUCUGGAAUUCCAGCAGUUUCUUUCUGUUUUUGUGAGGACAACGACUAUCCUUAUCUGGGCACCCCAAAGGACACCUAUGAGGCACUGAUGGAGAAAAUCCCUCAGCUGACCAGGAUGGCACGCACAGCAGCAGAAGUGGCUGGUCAGCUUGUGAUUAGACUUACCCUUGACCUUGAACUGAACUUGGACUAUGAGAGGUAUAACGACAAAAUACUUUCAUUUGUGAAGGAUAUGACCCAAUUUAGAGCGGACAUAAAGGAGAUGGGUCUGAAUCUACAGUGGCUGUAUUCUGCUCGUGGGGACUUUUUCCGUGCUACUUCCAGACUGACGACAGAUUUCAGGAAUGCUGAGAAAGCGAACAGAUUUAUCAUGAGGGAAAUGAAUGAUCGUAUCAUGAAAGUGGAGUAUCACUUCCUCUCACCCUAUGUAUCUCCAAAGGAUUCUCCUUUCCGACAUAUCUUCUGGGGCUCUGGCCCUCACACUCUGUCAGCUUUACUGGAAAACUUGGAGCUGCGUCGGAAGAACAGAGAUGCUUUUAACGAAACGCUGUUGAGAAACCAGUUGGCCCUAGCUACUUGGACUCUUCAGGGUGCCGCAAAUGCUCUUACUGGGGACAUUUGGGACAUUGACAAUGAGUUUUAGAAUAUAAUACCCAUAACUUAUGUAAGAAAAGUAAGGCGGUCUGGUUUCUAGACUUGUGCUGGUUGUGCUAAAUUUUUAGUAGGCCUACAAAACUAAUGUUAAAAUUCCACCCAAUCAUCUUGGUCCUACUAGAUAUCUCUAGGCAGCAACUUUUAAUACAGGGUAGGUACGUGCACUUCGAGUUAAAGUGAAUAACCACGUUAAAGAUACUCAUGAUAGAAUAUUUUCUCUUGAUUAUUUCUAGAAUUUUAAGAGCUUCGUAUUGGUAACUGCCUCUUUCCUGUUACAGUUAUGAAAAAGGGAGAACCAGUUGUGUGAACCACUGCUCUACAUCUUAAGGACGGGAGCUAGUGUCUUUUGAGAUGGGAGGAGGGAAGUGGUCACUGCUGAAGGUUCCAAGUGGUAUCUUGCUGUGGUUCUCCAUCUUCACUGGAUGCUAGAUAGGAGAUACUAGGUUGUAAGACCUUAGUCUCCAAACGAGAUAGAUGUCUUUCUGUAAGGAUUUAACUGGUUUCCACAUCCCUGUAUGAAACAGUUAACCAUCAGAAGAAAUGGGACUUCUUUUCUUGCCAGCAAGGUCUGAAAUAGAGGUUCUUCAGCUGAAUAAAACAAGGUUCAGCUGUUUAUCACAGGAGGAAGGCCUUAAUGUGUUACUGUCAAGGUUAUGAAAAGAGUCCAGAAGCCAAAAACUUAGUAUAUUUUCUUUUCAUCUGCCCCAGCCCCAUAAGCUUUUUAGUUGUUGUGUUUUCCCAAGUAUUUUGAAAGAGAACCAGUUUUAGGUGUUUGAUUUCAGACUCAGUUUGUCAGGCUUUAAAGAACACACUGCCAGUUUUUGGCCAGAGUGUUAAUCUUGUGGAAAAGCUUGCUAUCAUUUUGGCACUGAGAUAUUUAUUGUUUAUUUAUCAGUGACAGAGUUCACUAUAAAUGGUGUUUUUUUUUAAAUAGAAGAUAAUUAUCGGAAGCAGUGCCUUCCAUAAUUAUGACAGUUAUACUGUCGGUUUUUUUUUUUAAUAAAAG
Trichechus manatus latirostris (Florida manatee) is the source of this 5743-nucleotide messenger RNA. It is a transcript of the gene TFRC, whose product is annotated as transferrin receptor. The transcript has 18 exons. Gene Ontology annotation, biological process: intracellular iron ion homeostasis; transferrin transport. The record is from RefSeq and is a predicted model, not a curated record. Gene Ontology annotation, molecular function: transferrin receptor activity. Lineage: Eukaryota; Metazoa; Chordata; Mammalia; Sirenia; Trichechidae. Bases 2405 to 4726 code for a protein of 773 amino acids. Gene Ontology annotation, cellular component: external side of plasma membrane.